Messenger RNA from Selaginella moellendorffii, 1780 nucleotides. Its product is annotated as alpha-mannosidase I MNS5. Gene Ontology annotation, molecular function: calcium ion binding; mannosyl-oligosaccharide 1,2-alpha-mannosidase activity. Gene Ontology annotation, cellular component: endoplasmic reticulum; membrane. Gene Ontology annotation, biological process: carbohydrate metabolic process; endoplasmic reticulum mannose trimming; mannose trimming involved in glycoprotein ERAD pathway. The transcript has 15 exons. Lineage: Eukaryota; Viridiplantae; Streptophyta; Lycopodiopsida; Selaginellales; Selaginellaceae. Bases 36 to 1691 code for a protein of 551 amino acids. The record is from RefSeq and is a predicted model, not a curated record.
UAUGCUUUGAUACUUCUAAAAUUUAGGGAUUGUGGAUGAUGCUACUCCUGCUAGGCUUGGCGCUCGUCGAGGCGCUGAGCGCGCCGAUUCCUAGGUUUGAGGAGCGCGCAGCUCUCAAGGAGGAUGUCCGAAAUAUGUUCCAUCACGCCUACGACAACUACAUGAAAUACGCCUUCCCGCACGACGAGCUCAAGCCGCUCAGCUUGAGUUAUACUGAUUCGCUAGAGGAGCUUGGAAAUCUUAAGCUUGAGCGUCUCUCAGAGACUUACAGUGGAUCGGCUUUGACACUCGUGGAAUCCUUGUCAAGCUUGGCAGUCAUGAAGAACAGCAGCGAGUUUGAGAAGGGAGUUUUGUGGCUCGCCGAGAAUUUAUCCUUCGACGUUGAUGUCCGCGUGAACGUUUUCGAGUGUAAUAUCAGGUUACUAGGGGGAUUAAUUUCUGCACACUUCCUAGCCAAAGAUUCGAGAAAACAAUUGAUGUCAAAUGGAUACAAUGAUCAGUUGCUUAUGCUUGCAGAGGACUUGGGACUGCGGUUGCUGCCAGCUUUUGACACGCCCACUGGAAUUCCAUACGCUUGGAUCAAUCUGAAGACCGGAGUGCACCCAAACGAGACGACCGAGACAAGCACUUCCGGGUGUGGCUCGUUGGUUUUGGAGAUGGGAGCGUUGUCCCGCCUAACUGGCAAUCCACAGUUUGAGAAUUUAGCUUUGCGAGCUCUUCGCAAACUGUGGAGUAUGCGCAGUGAACUCAACUUACUGGGAACGAACCUUGACAUAAAUACUGGACGGUGGACUGAGUACUCUUCAGGCAUUGGUGCUGGUAUCGACUCCUUCUAUGAAUAUCUGGUAAAAGCCUACAUUCUUUUCGGAGGCGAAGAAUACUGGGAUAUGUUUCAGGACGCUUACCGAGCUGUCCAACAACACUAUAGAUAUGGUUCCUGGUAUCAUGACGCUGAUAUGAGAACUGGGAAAGCUACAUACUGGCAGUUCACGAGUCUGCAAGCAUUUUGGCCUGGACUACAGGUUUUGAUAGGUGAUAUUGCCGCUGCAAACGCUACCCAUAGAGAAUUUCUCCGCUUGUGGGAGAUGUUUGGUAUAUUUCCUGAAAGAUACUUACUUGAUGCCGGAAAAGUCCACCCCACAGAAAGAUACUAUCCACUUCGUCCAGAGUUGGCCGAGUCCACAUUUUUUUUAUACCAAGCUACAAAAGAUCCUUGGUAUUUGGACGUGGGAAAGAAAAUCAUGAACUCUAUCAAUGUGUUUAGCCGCGUCCCCGGAGGCUUUGCUAGCGUCAGAGAUGUCAUGACUAUGAAACUAGAAGACCAUCAACAUAGUUUUUUCUUAUCAGAGACGUGCAAAUACUUGUAUUUGCUAUUUGAUGACAGCUUCUUGGAUGGCGAGAACCAUGUUUUCUCCACCGAGGGCCAUCUCUUCCCUGUCAACCAGUCGUGGCAGCAACAGCCCCGUCCCAAGAUAUUGUCAAGGCUACGACUAUUUUCAAGGCAAAAGCCCAUAGACACCAGCGCUCUCGCAUCAAAGACAUGUCCUCGCUUGAGCAGAGGAAGUGUGGAAUCGGCAUGCCACAUCCCAGACACUCGCGCUGACCACCGAUGCGUUUCAAGGUCGGACUGUGGCGUAGACGCGACUACUUGCGCGAAGAGGUCGUGUAGUUUUGCCGGUUAUUGCUCGUGACAAGAUCACCAAAAAAAAGCAUAUAGAAAUUAAUUUUUCUUCCCCAGAAAAAAUAAGAAUUAUUGACAAUCCCAGAAUUGUCGGUCAUA